AUAAUAGACUAUUGCACAUGUCAAUCAAUGUCGUUCAAAAUAUAUAAUUCUUUGAGUGGGAAUUGUCAUAUACGAUAAAAACGGCAAUGUAACACACUUCCCAUAUCACAAUAUAUCAUCAGACUAUUUCAAAACGGAUGUCAAAAGCCUCAAGUUCACGAUAUCUUCACGUGAUGACUUCUCGCUGUCUGUGAAAGAGGUUACGGUAAUACGGAGUAUUAACCAUGCGUUUCAGAUUUAGAUCUGGGGAGCACGCCCUCAGAAAUUUACAUGGAUAUUUUUGUGUUUAUAAGCCUGAGGGUAUGAAGAUAAAAGAACUGGUGGAAACUGUACAUACAAAACUUUUGCAAGAGAUCAAUGGUUUACCAAAUUACUGUUUGGAGACAACAAAUAAAAGACUUCUGCCCAGUCCACAAAACCUUAUUGAAGGACAUGCUGCUUGUGGUCCAGAGCUGUUGGUUGCUGCAAGUCCAGAAAAGUCAUUGGUUGAAUCAAAUAGUAAUUUAGCUACUCAGACAACCUCAAGUUCACUGGCCCUUAGGACACAACAACAGUUGUCAGAGUCUGAGAUAUUGAGCAAUCGUCUUGUUUUGGGUGACCGGUAUGAGCCAGAAGAUUUACAUUUAUUUGCAAACACUGGACUUGGACGGUACUCUUCAGGAAUAGUCGUUAUUGGAUCUGGAAACUUCAGAUACAGAGCCAAAAAACUGAGUAAUAGAUACAUACAGGUAUACCAUGUGAAAGGUCGUCUGGGAUGGGCAUCAGACUCCUAUGACACCAGAGGGCGCAUUGUUGAGAGGAGCACUUUUAGCCAUGUGAACAUGUCUUUGGUGGGGAAGGUGUGUGCCGCUAUGGAAGCUAACCAUCAGAGGAAGAUGUUUGACUAUGCUGGAGUUAACCCUGAGAGUCAGGAGGCAUAUGAACUGGCCACCCAGGGACUACUGCGACCAGAGGUGUAUCUACCACACCCAAUCAUCUACAGUAUCAAGUGUGUAGGAUUUGACCUGCCACACUUUACACUGGAGAUCCAUGCCAUCAAUGAAAAGUGUCAUUAUCUAGCGGAGGUAAUCCAUAACUUGGGACUGUUAAUGAAAACAACAGCAGUGUGUGCUGGUGUCCGCAGGAUUCGGAGUGGGAUCUAUGAUAUAAACUAUGCUCUGUUAUAUCAGGAUUGGAAUCUGUACAAAAUCACAAACAAUAUCAAGCAGUGCUCGGUCAUCCGGCCACCACCAUUUCAACGAAAACUCAGUCCAACUUUAGGUUAUUUAAACAAGAGAAAUAAAGGUGUGUUCAGAUACAAUAAGAAACCUCAGCCAGUAUCUCCAGAAAUAAGUAUGGCAGAGAAGCUUAAGCUCGAGGAAGAAUCCUUGGAGAGGCAAAAACUGCAAGGAGAAGUGCAAAUGUUGCUGUCAAGUAAAUUAACUGAAGAAGAAUGUGUAGAAAAGGAUGAAAAGACAAAGGAGUAGAUGUUUAUUGUAGGGAAGGAUUUUAGGAUAGUAGUAAUAAUACAGCAUUGUGUUGAAAACAACUUGUUCGAGGAUAGAGACAUUACUCGGGAUAAUUUUUCUAUUAAAUAAGUGUUAUAGACUUUGUGUUUUGAACUUCUCAGAAAGCAAUUCAGCAUUUGUUUUUCAAUAUGAAUUUGAAAGUAGCACUUUUCCAAAUUUAACAAUAUGUUAAUUUACAUUGAAAUUAGUUAAAGGUUUACCUGGAAUAUUUGUUACUCUGUGUAGCGGUAUCCGUUCAUGGUCAAACAACAUGUCCCCAAAAUCCAAUUUCAUCAAUAUUCCUUAACAUUUAAAUUGCCCACAGGAAAUCAUUACAGAAUUUCCGAAAAACUACUAAACUAAGAUUUUCUUUAAAUCCAACAAUGCUUUAAUUUAAGGAUUUUUUAAGUUAAAGGAGCAUUGAUGAAACUGAGCCUGGUGGCCUAUAUAUAGACACAAUAUUAGCUAAGCCUAGUUGGGGGUGAAGGAUUAUGAUCAACUUUGUUCAAAGUUAUUACCCGAACGACCUACAAUUUAUUCGCUAAUGACAUUGGAGUAUAAGAGUCCCAUUUUGCCUGUAGCUUGUAAUUGUUAAGAUGAAAGUAUUUUGUAGUUAGAAACAGCUGAAAUAUGCUAUAUGACGCUGCUCACAAAAAAGUAACAUAAUUUUUCGUUGAGUAACCAUGUCAUAAAUGAUGAUUUCAAUCAAUUUUGACGCACAUUCCAAGGAGCAUUGUAGAUGGUGUGAUGAAAAACUUUCAUUUGCUUGCAAGUAUGUGGGAAAAAUAAUCAAACAUGGGUCUGUUCCGCAAACAAGGAUGUCUCAACCCAUUCUUAAUAGAUUGGCCAGUCAGCACGAGGCUUGCCAAGCGCUGGUCAGCCAAACUCUUACACGGAACAGACCCAUGUUAGAUUCUAUUAGUAUAUCAUCUACAUAAAUGUUAACUGACAUCUUCACAAAUCCGACAAGCAAUUAGUCCUAUCGACGUCUGGUUCAACAUGCUUUGUACAAGAAUGGAAUUUUUUAUUUGAACAUUAUUGAUUAUCUUGAUUAAAAGGAAUUUGUGUUAA
This is a messenger RNA of Pecten maximus, 2558 nucleotides long. Its product is annotated as mitochondrial mRNA pseudouridine synthase Trub2-like. The record is from RefSeq and is a predicted model, not a curated record. The coding region runs from base 225 to 1466 and encodes 413 amino acids. Gene Ontology annotation, molecular function: pseudouridine synthase activity; RNA binding. Gene Ontology annotation, biological process: pseudouridine synthesis; RNA processing. The transcript is spliced from 8 exons. Lineage: Eukaryota; Metazoa; Mollusca; Bivalvia; Pectinida; Pectinidae.